GCAGUGCUGAAUACUUGCCUUACGUUAUCUUUAACCAUAAUUAAGUUCGGAAGAUCAAUAUGGCUACCGAAGAAAGUAAACGGCGUGCCGAGGCGCUGAUUCCGAAGUUCCAGUUCGAGCGCGUGCUGAAUCAAGAUGAGGCAGGACGACGAAUUAUACUGCUAGGACAAGUCGAUUCUCAACCCGCGCUAGUAACGAUAGAACGAGCACCUAUUCCUGAAGCCGAAGAGUACCUUACCGCCCUACCUACGAAUCUACGAAGCAUCACGAACUUGGGAAACAAUGACAUAUACUCCUGGUCCCUAGCUUCGGGCGGACCAAUUCUCAAGGACAACGAAAAUGACAAGUUCGCGGAUUGGAAAAUCUCUAUGAUUUGUCCUUGUACUGAGGGGCACAUUAAAAAGCACAGCAGACAAGGAUUUCGUUACGUCACCGAGACGCCUGAGACCUAUCGUGAUAAAGUGCGACCGUUCAUGCAGACGAACCGAGAGGAAGGCCGGUUAAAUUGGGUCUACAAUAUUAUUGAAGGUCGCAAAGAAGUAGAAGAUAUUAUAUACAGAACGCCCUUGGGACGAGAUGGAGAUGAGGGCUUCCUCAUGCUACCAAACUUGCAUUGGGAUCGAAAGACGAUCGAAGCGUUGCACCUGCUGGGUAUAGUCGAACGACGAGAUAUUUGGAGUUUGCGAGACCUCAAGAAAAAGCACGUCCCCUGGCUUAGACAUAUGAGAGUCAAACUCAUAGACGCCACUGCAAAAACAUAUCCUCAAAUCGACACGGACCAGCUAAAGCUCUUUGUUCAUUACCACCCAACGUACUACCAUUUCCACAUCCAUGUUGUGCACGUUAUGUUAGAAGCAACUUCUACUCAGUCGGUCGGAAAGGCGGUCGGGUUAGAUAGUAUCAUCGAACAACUCGAAUCGAUGUCGGGAGACGAAGAGAUUGGUAUGGAUAGUGUUUCGCUGAGCUAUACGCUGGGAGAGGCAUCGGAUUUAUGGACGAAAAUAUUCGAACCCCUCAAGAACUCCGGUAGAGCUUCUCAACCGCAAUAACAAGAUCGUUGACAGCCGGCCCGCUGGGACAAUCUGACCAUUCCCCGCCGUCUCUGAUGCA
This is a messenger RNA of Hypoxylon trugodes, 1110 nucleotides long. RefSeq names its product scavenger mRNA decapping enzyme. Lineage: Eukaryota; Fungi; Ascomycota; Sordariomycetes; Xylariales; Hypoxylaceae. The transcript has 2 exons. The record is from RefSeq and is a predicted model, not a curated record. Gene Ontology annotation, molecular function: hydrolase activity; RNA 7-methylguanosine cap binding. Gene Ontology annotation, biological process: deadenylation-dependent decapping of nuclear-transcribed mRNA. The coding region runs from base 60 to 1049 and encodes 329 amino acids. Gene Ontology annotation, cellular component: nucleus; P-body.